Molecule: messenger RNA, 3697 nt
Organism: Papaver somniferum (opium poppy)
Lineage: Eukaryota; Viridiplantae; Streptophyta; Magnoliopsida; Ranunculales; Papaveraceae
Product: FACT complex subunit SPT16-like
Exons: 2
Coding region: 205-3390 (1061 amino acids)
Biological process (GO): positive regulation of transcription elongation by RNA polymerase II; transcription elongation by RNA polymerase II
Cellular component (GO): FACT complex
Molecular function (GO): nucleosome binding
Source: RefSeq, a predicted model, not a curated record
GCUGACUAUAUAAAUGCAUCCUUCGAGGCUUCGAACCCAAAGAAGAAAAAGAAAAAGGCUCUCUCUUCUCCAAACACUAAAUCGUUCGCUUCCUGGAGAGCUCUUCUGCAAAUCGUCUCUGUAAAUCCUUCUGAGAUUCCUUCAUUUACACUUUAUGGUUAUCUGUUCCUUCAAUAGGCAGAGUUACUGAUUUUUGGGUUUCCAAUGGCGGCAAAUGGAAAUGCCUCCGGGAAAGGCAAUAGUUACACUAUUGAUCUUGAAACCUUCAGCAAACGCUUGAAAGCAUUUUACUCUCACUGGAAAGAGAACAAGACUAAUUUCUGGGCUGCCUCGGAUGCAAUUGUUAUUGCAACACCCCCUGCUUCGGAGGAUCUUCGCUACUUGAAAUCCUCCGCUCUGAACUUGUGGUUGUAUGGUCUGGAGUUCCCUGAAACUAUUAUGGUUUUCAUGGACAAGCAAAUCCACUUCUUGUGUGGUCAGAAGAAGGCAUCACUGCUUAAUGAAGGGAAAAAAUCCACAAAGGACUCUGUUGGUGCUGAAACUGUGAUGCAUAUUAAGGGGAAGAAUGAUGAUGGUACUGCAUUGAUGGAUGAUAUUUUCCAGGCUAUUUCAGAGUCAAGUGGUAAUGGCUCCCCUAUUGUUGGAUACAUUGCGAAGGAGGCACCUGAAGGUAAUCUGCUGGAGUUGUGGAGUGACAAACUGAAAACAUCCAACCUCCAACUUGCUGAUGUAACUAAUGGGUUUUCAGAGCUAUUCGCUGUCAAAGACAACACUGAGAUUACUAACGUCAAGAAAGCUGCAUUUCUGUCUUCUUCUGUGAUGAAGCAUUUUGUUGUGCCGAAGCUUGAGAAGAUUAUUGAUGAGGAGAAGAAAGUUACACAUUCGUCGUUGAUGGAAGACACUGAGAAGGCUGUUCUGGAACCUGCAAAGGUCAAGGUGAAGCUGAAAGCAGAUAAUGUUGAUAUUUGUUACCCUCCAAUCUUUCAGAGUGGGGGAGAGUUUGAUCUCAGGCCUAGUGCUUCUAGCAAUGAAGAUAAUUUGUAUUAUGAUUCAGCAAGUGUGAUUAUAUGUGCUGUUGGUUCUCGUUAUAACAGUUACUGCUCAAAUGUGGCAAGGACAUUUCUUAUCGAUGCAAAUGCAAUGCAAAGUAAAGCUUAUGGGGUUCUCCUCAAGGCCCAGGAGGCAGCGAUUGGUGCUUUAAAGGCAGGGAGCAAGGUCAGUGCGGCUUAUGAAGCUGCCCUUGCAGUGGUUGAGAAAGAUGGUCCUGAGCUUGUUCCGAACCUGACUAAGAUAGCAGGAACAGGAAUUGGAUUGGAGUUCCGUGAAUCAGGUCUGAAUUUGAAUGCCAAGAACGACAGGAUAUUGAAAGCAGGGAUGGUGUUUAACGUUUCCCUUGGGUUUCAGAACUUGCAAGCACAGACAAACAAUCCAAAGACAGAAAAGUUUUCUUUGUUGCUUGGUGAUACUGUUAUUGUUAAAGAAAAUAUUCCAGAAAUUGUGACCAUGAUUAGCUCAAAAGCCGUGAAGGAUGUGGCUUACUCGUUCAAUGAGGACGAUGAGGAAGAAGAAGCAAAACCUAAAGCUAAAGCAGAGCCUAACGGCAGUGAAGCUUUGUUGUCUAAAGCCACUCUCAGAUCAGACAACCAGGAGAUGUCGAAGGAAGAGUUGCGAAGGCAGCAUCAGGCCGAACUCGCUCGGCAGAAAAAUGAAGAGACGGCAAGGAGGUUGGCUGGGGGUGGAUCUGGCACAGGAGAUGGUCGUGGUGUAGCUAAAGCUUCAAGUGAUCUAAUUGCCUAUAAGAAUGUAAAUGAUGUUCCACCUUCUAGGGAAUUGAUGAUUCAAAUUGACCAGAGGAAUGAAGCUAUCAUCUUACCGCUCUAUGGGAGCAUGGUCCCAUUCCAUGUGGCCACAGUCAAGAGUGUGAGUAGUCAGCAGGAUAACAGAACUUGUUAUAUCAGGAUUAUCUUUAAUGUACCUGGGACAGCAUUCAUUCCUCAUGAUGCAAACUCGAAUUCUCACAAGGCUAUCUAUUUGAAGGAGGUCUCGUUUCGCUCCAAGGACCCGAGACAUAUCAGUGAAGUGGUAAACAUGAUCAAAACUCUCCGGCGGCAGGUUGCAUCGAGGGAAUCAGAGAGGGCAGAGAGAGCCACUUUGGUCACUCAGGAGAAGCUGCAACUGGCGGGUACCAAGUUUAAGCCAUUGCGGUUAUCUGACCUCUGGAUACGCCCUCCAUUUGGAGGAAGAGGUAGAAAGCUUUCUGGUACUCUUGAAGCUCAUGUCAAUGGUUUUCGCUAUUCAACUAGUAAGCCAGAUGAGCGUGUUGAUAUUAUGUAUGGGAAUGUCAAGCAUGCUUUCUUCCAGCCUGCAGAGAAAGAGAUGAUCACUCUCUUGCACUUUCACUUGCACAACCACAUUAUGGUGGGUACUAAAAAGACCAAAGAUGUUCAGUUUUAUGUUGAAGUGAUGGAUGUGGUGCAGACCCUGGGUGGUGGAAGGAGAUCUAACCAUGAUCCAGAUGAAAUUGAGGAAGAGCAGAGGGAGAGGGAUAGGAAGAACAGGAUUAACAUGGAUUUCUCAAACUUCGUCAACAAAGUGAAUGAUCUAUGGGGGCAACCCCAGUUCAGAGGGAUGGACCUUGAGUUUGACCAGCCACUUAGGGAACUUGGCUUCCACGGUGUGCCUUACAAGGCAUCGGCCUUUAUUGUCCCAACUUCGAGUUGCCUGGUGGAGCUUAUUGAAACACCAUUCUUAGUAGUGUCCUUAAAUGAGAUUGAGAUUGUAAAUCUGGAGCGUGUUGGACUUGGUCAGAAGAAUUUUGACAUGACAAUUGUGUUUAAAGACUUCAAACGUGAUGUUCUUCGAAUAGACUCAAUUCCCUCGACUGCGCUGGAUGGCAUCAAGGAGUGGUUGGAUACCACAGACCUGAAGUACUACGAGAGCAGGCUGAACCUGAACUGGAGGUCUAUAUUGAAGACAAUCACAGAUGACCCGGAGAAGUUCAUCGAGGAUGGUGGAUGGGAGUUCCUAAACAUGGAGGUAAGUGACUCCGGGUCUGACGAGUCUGAAGAAUCAGAUCAAGGGUAUGAACCUUCGGAUGGACAGUCAGAAUCUGCAUCAGAUGAGGAUGAUUCAAGUGGUGGAUCACUGGUGGAGUCGGAAGAAGAUGAAACGGAAGAGUCAGAAGAAGAAUCAGACGAGGAGGAGAAAGGGAAGUCAUGGGAGGAGUUGGAGAGAGAGGCUAGCAAUGCAGACAGGGAAAAAGGGGUAGAGUCGGACAGUGAAGAAGAGAGGAAAAGGAGGAAGAUGAAGGCCUUUGGGAAGUCUAGGGUCCCUGAUAGGAGGGACCCUAGGGGUAGUGGUGGUCCUCCCAAGAGAACCAAGUUGAGGUAGGAAAACAGAACUUCUUGUAAAAAUGGUUCUAGACUCUGUAGUUUGCCAUGAUGUGGUGCAAGCAAGAGUAGAGGUAGUAUAGUUGGGUAGAUAAAUGAUGAAGACGGUAGUUUUUAUUCCUGAGCGGAAUUAAGGUCCAUUUAGAUAUUUUCUUUUUGGUUUUCUUUGUUUUUGUUUUUGGGUGAGGGAUGUUUAGGGAAACAAAAGCAGCAGUAAUUACUUGGUAUUUUCCUCUUGAGCUGUAAGAGUGACGUUGUAUGAACUAACAAGAGAUUGUGGGUUCAUUUUUUUUAUCUUUUAUAUACAU